AUGACAGCAAGGUUCCCAUCCCCACCACCGUCGCGAAGUGCCAGCCCUGAGAUCGAACAUGACAUUCGUAAAGGAACUACUACGUUGACAGAGGCACUCGACACGUUACUUGAGCAGUAUCUGGAAUUCCUCGACCGAUACACUAUGCUGCCUCAGGCACAGAGAGCUUCCACGUUAGGCGCAGGCAGGAGAUAUGGUCAGGAUUGCUACGACGAGCGCAUGAAGGCUCAGAGGCGGGUCGAUAUCAGCCAAGAGAGCGGUAAUAGUAGCGACGAGCUGAGUUAUGCUGUGCUCAAAACACAACCGCCAUCGAAAUUAUUAGACAACGGAGUAGAGGAGGCCAAGCAACCCAAGGCAGACACAAAUGCACCAGAAGAGAAAGUGGACGAAGACGUUCACAGCGGUCCCUCUGAGGGAGCCACGCUGCCGGCAGUGAAACCUCCCAAGACAUCCUCUGCAUCAAAGCAAGACCCAUCUUUUCGCGACCCAUUGACUUGGUUUGGUAUUCUUGCUCCACCUGCUUUACGACAGACUCAGUUAAAUUUUAUCCAUGGUGUGGAGGAACUCAUUCCAGAGCUUGCAACGAUCGACACGAGAAUGAGAGCUUUUGAAGAGGAGAUAUGGUCGAGCCGAAAGCUAUUGAACAUACAGACCGAUGAUGCGGAUAACGAGCUUAUUACAGACACGGGUAGAUCUGCUACCGUGGAAGAGGACAAGCAACAAAUUCGCAAGAAAGAGGCUGCUCAAGCAUUGCGAAAGUCCAAUCUGGCUUCGAGGCCUGUACAUGCACGCUCGCAGCUUCUAAAGCUAGGGGACUGA
This is a messenger RNA of Lithohypha guttulata, 819 nucleotides long. RefSeq lists its product as uncharacterized. Gene Ontology annotation, cellular component: Vma12-Vma22 assembly complex. The transcript is spliced from 2 exons. The record is from RefSeq and is a predicted model, not a curated record. Lineage: Eukaryota; Fungi; Ascomycota; Eurotiomycetes; Chaetothyriales; Trichomeriaceae. Gene Ontology annotation, biological process: vacuolar proton-transporting V-type ATPase complex assembly. Bases 1 to 819 code for a protein of 272 amino acids.